Molecule: messenger RNA, 5891 nt
Organism: Haliotis rufescens (red abalone)
Lineage: Eukaryota; Metazoa; Mollusca; Gastropoda; Lepetellida; Haliotidae
Product: 3'-5' exoribonuclease 1-like
Exons: 7
Coding region: 17-1249 (410 amino acids)
Biological process (GO): exonucleolytic trimming to generate mature 3'-end of 5.8S rRNA from tricistronic rRNA transcript (SSU-rRNA, 5.8S rRNA, LSU-rRNA)
Cellular component (GO): nucleolus; cytoplasm
Molecular function (GO): nucleic acid binding; 3'-5'-RNA exonuclease activity
Source: RefSeq, a predicted model, not a curated record
UUUAUCCGUUCAGCCGAUGGAAGCUGAAAUGGAGAGUAAACUUUCUUCUAAGAGUGAUCAGCCGUUAAGAGAGCACAAUGAGGGAGAAGAGGCGAAAACAAGUGGUUCUUUAACGAUAACCAAGAAGGAUAUUGAUUAUCCAGUAUUACAGAGGGCAACAACUGACCAUUCCAAGUCCAAGAAGGAUGUCGCAAGUGUGGGAGAGUUUUCAGAUCCAGUGUACAAGAAGCUGGCUCGGCUGAAUGGAGAGAUUAACAAGAUGACGAAAGACCAACUGAAAGCAAAACUGACAGCACUCAAACUAGACACCAAUGGGGUGAAAGAAGUUCUGAAACGCCGAUUAAAGAAUUUCUACAAGAAGCAAAAGUUGAUGAAGGCGCGCAUCAAGACCCCAGGCAGCACUAAGUACGACUACCUUGUUGUCAUUGACUUCGAGGCCACGUGUGAGAGGGAGGUGGACGACUACCAGCAUGAGAUCAUCGAGUUCCCAGCAAUACUGGUCGAUGUAGCCGAGAUGACCAUUGCAGAUGAGUUUCACUCCUACUGCAGGCCUGUGUUGAAUCCCCGGCUGACGGACUUCUGUGUCCAGCUGACAGGCAUCACACAGACUAAAGUGGCUGCUGCACCAGAAUUCCCACAGGUUCUGACAUCUUUCUCAGAAUGGAUGCAGGCUCACCAUCUAGGAGACGGACACUCAUUCGCCAUCGUCACAGACGGUCCCUGGGACAUGAGCCGGUUCCUCCACAUGCAGUGUCAAUUCAGUGGCCUGGACUUCCCACGCUGGGCCCGCAAGUGGGUGAACAUCAGGAAAGUCUACAGCAACUUCUACCAGUGUCGUCGAUGUGGUAUCGAGGCCAUGCUCAUCAGCCUUGGUAUGUCCUUCGAAGGUCAGCUUCAUUGUGGGCGGGAUGAUGCCAGGAACAUCGCACGCAUCGCCAUGCGACUGCUCAGUGAUGGUGUCACUUUCAAAAUUAAUGAGUAUCUAACACAGAGCACUAACCGUCGAAAAGACAGAACAGCCGAAGUGGAAAAUGUGUCCUCAUCAAACCCAAUACCGUCAGAUAUCUGCUCAGAGGACGAGUUGGAAACAGGAGAUGGUGCAAAGGUCACUGAUGAGGUCAAGACAAAGGUCAAGGCUAGUAAGGUUGAUUCAGAAUUAUCAAGUGGUGUUAAGAAGCUGUCUCUGUGUGACGAACAAGAUGAAGGUAUUGAAGAUUUGCUGGCUUACUACAAACUGCAGUCUUCGUAACGGGCACCAGCUUAUGGCCAUACAGUCCAUCACGACCUUUGUAAGUGCAUUAUGGUACACACUUUCCACUGAUUGGAUGAUCUCCAUAUUGCUUCUACUGAGCUGAUUGGAUGACGUCGUCAUUGCUUCUACUGAGCUGAUUGGACGAUGUCAUCAUUGCUUCUACUGAGCUGAUUGGAUGAUGUCCUUAUUGCUUCUACUGAGCUGAUUGGAUAAUGUCCUUAUUGCUUCUACUGAGCUGAUUGGAUGAAGUCCUCAUUGCUUCUACUGAGCUGAUUGGAUGAUGUCGUCAUUGCUUCUACUGAGCUGAUUGGAUGACGUCCUUAUUGCUUCUACUGAGCUGAUUGGAUGAUGUCCUUAUUGCUUCUACUAAGCUGAUUGGACGAUGUCGUCAUUGCUUCUACUCAGCUGAUUGGAUGAUGUCCUCACUACUUCUACUAAGCUGAUUGGAUGACGUCCUCACUACUUCUACUGAGCUGAUUGGAUGAUGUCGUCAUUGCUUCUACUGAGCUGAUUGGAGGAUGUCGUCAUUGCUUCUACUAAGCUGAUUGAAUGAUGUAGUCAUUGCUUCUACUAAGCUGAUUGGCUGAUGUCCUGAUUAGAAGACGUCCUCAUUGCUUCUACUGAGCUGAUUGGACGAUGUCAUCAUUGCUUCUACUGAGCUGAUUGGACGAUGUCAUCAUUGCUUCUACUAAGCUGAUUGGAUGAUGUCGUCAUUGCUUCUACUCAGCUGAUUGGAUGAUGUCAUCAUUGCUUCUACUGAGCUGAUUGGAUGACGUCGUCAUUGCUUCUACUGAGCUGAUUCGAUGACGUCCUCCCUUCUUCUACUGAGCUGAUUGGAUGAUGUCCUCAUUGGUUCUACUGAGCUGAUUGGAUAAUGUCCUCAUUGCUUCUACUGAGCUGAUUGGAUGACGUUCUCAUUGCUUCUACUGAGCUGAUUGGAUGACGUCCUCAUUGCUUCUACUAAGCUGAUUGGAUGACGUUCUCAUUGCUUCUACUAAGCUGAUUGGAUAACUUCCUCAUUGCUUCUACUAAGCUGAUUGGAUGACGUCCUCAUUGCUUCUACUGAGCUGAUUGGAUGAUGUCCUCAUUGCUUCUACUGAGCUGAUUGGAUAAUGUCCACAUUGCUUCUACUGAGCUGAUUGGAUGACGUUCUCAUUGCUUCUACUGAGCUGAUUGGAUGACGUUCUCAUUGCUUCUACUGAGCUGAUUGGAUGAUGUCAUUGCUUCUACUGAGCUGAUUGGAUGUCGUCAUUGCUUCUACUAAACCGAUUGGCUGACGUCCUCAUUGCUUCUACUAAGCUGAUUGGAUGACGUUCUCAUUGCUUCUACUAAGCUGAUUGGAUGACGUUCUCAUUGCUUCUACUAAGCUGAUUGGAUAACUUCCUCAUUGCUUCUACUAAGCUGAUUGGAUGACGUCCUCAUUGCUUCUACUGAGCUGAUUGGAUGAUGUCCCCAUUGCUUCUACUAAGCUGAUUGGCUGAUGUCGUCAUUGCUUCUACUAAGCUGAUUGGAUGACGUCCUCAUUGCUUCUACUAAGCUUAUUGGAUGACCUUUAUCAUUGCUUCAACUGAGCUGAUUGGAUGAUGUCCUCAUUGCUUCUACUAAGCUGAUUGGAUGAUGUCGUCAUUGCUUCUACUGAGCUGAUUGGAUGAUUUCCUCAUUGCUUCUACUGAACUGAUUGGCUGACGUCCUUAUUGCUUCUACUGAGCUGAUUGGACAAUGUCGUCAUUGCUUCCACUGAGCUGAUUGGAUGACGUCCUCACUACUUCUACUAAGCUGAUUGGAUGACGUCCUCAUUGCUUCUACUGAGCUGAUUGGAUGACGUUCUCAUUGCUUCUACUAAGCUGAUUGGAUGAUGUCGUCAUUGCUUCUACUAAGCUGAUUUGAUAACGUCCUCAUUGCUUCUACUAAGCUGAUUGGAUGACCUUAUCAUUGCUUCUACUGAGCUGAUUGGAUGACGUUCUCAUUGCUCCUACUAAGCUGAUUGGAUGAUGUCGUCAUUGCUUCUACUAAGCUGAUUUGAUAACGUCCUCAUUGCUUCUACUAAGCUGAUUGGAUGACCUUAUCAUUGCUUCUACUGAGCUGAUUGGAUGACGUCCUCAUUGCUUCUACUGAGCUGAUUUGAUGAUGUCAUUGCUGCUUCUACUGAGCUGAUUGGCUGACAUCCUCAUUGCUUCUACUAAGCUGAUUGGAUGAUGUUGUCAUUGCUUCUACUGAACUGAUUGGCUGACGUCCUCAUUGCUUCUACUGAGCUGAUUGGAUGAUGUCCUCAUUGCUUCUACUAAGCUGAUUGGAUGAUGUCCUCAUUGCUUCUACUGAGCUGAUUGGACGACGUCCUAACUACUUCUACUAAGCUGAUUGGAUGACGACCUCACUACUCCUACUAAGCUGAUUGGACGACGACCUCACUACUCCUACUAAGCUGAUUGGACGACGUCCUAACUACUUCUACUAAGCUGAUUGGAUGACGUCCUAACUACUUCUACUAAGCUGAUUGGACGACGUCCUAACUACUUCUACUCAGCUGAUUGGAUGACUUCCUCACUACUCCUACUAAGCCUAUUGGAUGAUGUCCUUAUUGCUUCUUCUGAGCUGAUUGGAUGACGUCCUCACAACUGCUACUAAGCUGAUUGGAUGACGUCCUUAUUGCUUCUACUAAGCUGAUUGGAUGACUUCCUCACUACUCCUACUAAGCUGAUUGGAUGACAUCCUUAUUGCUUCUUCUAAGCUGACUGGAUGACGUCCUUAUUGCUUCUACUAAGCUGAUUUGAUGACAUCCUUAUUGCUUCUUCUGAGCUGACUGGAUGACAUCCUCACUACUGCUACCAAGCUGAUUGGAUGAUGUCCUUAUUGCUUCUACUUAGCUGAUUGGAUGAUGUCCUUAUUGCUUCUACUUAGCUGAUUGGAUGAUGUCCUCAUUGCUUCUACUUAGCUGAUUGGAUGAAGUCCUCAUUGAUGCUGUUGAGCUGACUGGAUGAUUUUGUUUUGAAGAUAAUAAAUAAGUGUGAUUGUGCAGGUGGCCACAUGUCUAUUUGGAUCAUCAGUGUAUGUAAGGUUUGUGUUCACUGGGAACAUGCAGCUUGUUUCUACCAAAGCGCAGUUGUCGGGUUAUUAUUAGAUUAAGAGAUUAAAUGCUUACCAGUUGGCAAGUAUUAUUCAGACUUAACAAUUUACAGAGUUUUAGUGUAAAUAUAUCAAGCACAGCACUCAUAUUAACGAAUCAGCAUUUCGCAGCCAGUUGUUUUGGUUGAUCAUUAGCAUGAUUAGAGCAGGAUAUGCAUUUGUUUCCACUUCACAAAGGGAUCAUUUGAUUUCCAUGAAUCAACAUGCCUCAUUUCACUGGAUGAUUAAAAGUAGAUAUACGUCAAGCUUCCACCACAAUGUAGAUGUAUGUAUUUACUGGUCAUGAAGAAACCUAGUGUGGCCAAGUGGCUGGAGACAAUUCCCUUUAUAAGUCCUUAUAAAGGAUGUUCUUGAGAAGUUACACUGAAGGGGUCGUUGUCGACAGGAGUAAUACGGAUAUGUACCCCAGGUACGUUUCUGUAUACAGAAAUGUACCCAAGCCAAAAUCAGAAUACAGAAAGGUACUUGGUACCCUAAACAGCGGAUGAGUCCGUAUUUCUCAACCCGAAACCGAAACCGGUUCAUGUUAUGGUCCUGGUUCGCCUGAUGACGAGUGCAUGCUGGAUAAUGGUGUGCAUCAUGGAAUAUUAGAGUAGUACGUAGAUGUCACUGUGUUUGUUUGAUUUUAACAUAGUACACUGGAUGUGUCGUAUAUAUAAGCGUUCAAGGAAUCGGUUAAGUGCAUUGCACAAUACAACCUGCAGCUGAAUGGACUCAUCCUGGGGUACCUUUCUGUGGCAAGAGUACAUUUCUCUGUCCCCGGGGUACAUAUCUGUAGUACCUGUGCCGACAACGGCCCCUUCAGCAGAAGUUACCUGUUAUGUUUCCCUUUACCAUGUUGGCUUAAUAACGCUCACCUGAAUGAAAAAAAUGAAUGAAUACAGCUACUACAACAACAGUGUUCCCGCUGGCUUUUGAAACUGCCAGUCCCCCCCUAAUUUUUGCCAGUCCAACCUUUCAACAGAUAUAAAAAUGUAUGAAAAUUAUUUGUUUUUAAUUCUUUCAACAUCAUGUUCAGUGCAAAGAUGUCAUCUCUGAAGUAACUUUGAUCUAUACGUCAUUCAGUCACAAUUUUCUCUUUUUUUUGGUUAAUAUUUCAAGACGAAGUCGCUACAAAUGGAUAUUUAACCUAGAAAUAGACAAGGGGAAACCCUAUUGGUAACAGACAAGCUGAAAAAUGUACUUAUAUGAAUAUCACCGAUGUUUUAUUCACCAACAAAGAUUUACUAGGUACUUUAUUUGCCGAUCCACAGGGACUGGCAGUCACAUAAAUUACCGGCCCAAGCCUAAUUUUACCGGUAAAAAACUGGUUAUUACUGGUAAAUGGGAACUCAGGAACAAGGAAAUCACCUAAUACACGUAGAAUAAUAUGGAAGAUUUAUGUUGAGUGUGUUCAUUUUCAUCAUCACAUAUAUGUAAAUGAGCUAGAUAUUAAGAUUGAUAACUGUAAUUUAUUGUUGAUAAGUUUUUUAAUUCACUUUGUUGAAAAGCACAAAUAAAUAUCUCAAAAUUAAAA